CACUCCGGUGCACCGGAAAAUGCGGUUUAAAGACACCUACAAUCUGGAAACAAUUCUGCCCGCUGGUUGGAAACGCGAGGAGGUCUACCAGAACGGGCCAUUGGAGGAAAAACGUCACGUGACAGAGGGGUGCCAAUGUUAUUCUUUAAGGGUGUCAAGACCCUGUCAGUUUGUGAAAUAAAUAUUGGGAAACAACGAAAUGCAAAAAGCGACCUACUACGACAGCUCUGCGAUCUAUGGCGGCUAUCCUUACCAAGGAGCAAAUGGUUUCGCUUACAAUGCUAGUCAGCAGCAAUAUCCUCCUCCGCCUCCUUCUUCCUCGCUGGUGGAAACGGAGUACCAUCGACCGGCCUGCUCUUUACAGUCCCCCGGCGGCGGCGGCGGCGGCGGCAGCACCACCGUGUCCCACCACAAGGCCAAUGAAAUCAAUGAGAGUUGUAUGAGGACCAUCACCAGCCAGUCUCUCCAGCCCCCAGUCCUUUCAGAGCAGCCUCAGCCUCAGCCUCCAGCCCCCCAACAGGCACCACCACCUCCACCCCCCUCUGUGUCACCACCUCAGAAUGCCACCACUAAUUCAGCCCCGCCUAGCGCCACCAAGAGCUCCAUCUUGAACUCCACCAUGUCCAAGCAAAUAUUCCCCUGGAUGAAAGAGUCUCGACAAAACACCAAGCAGAAAAACAGCGGCUCCAGUUCAGGUGAGAGUUGUGCUGGUGAUAAAAGCCCCCCAGGGCAAGCUUCCUCUAAAAGAGCCCGCACGGCUUACACAAGUGCCCAGCUGGUAGAACUGGAAAAGGAGUUUCACUUCAAUAGAUACCUUUGCAGGCCAAGAAGGGUAGAGAUGGCUAACUUGCUCAACCUCACAGAAAGACAGAUCAAAAUAUGGUUUCAAAACCGCAGGAUGAAAUACAAAAAGGAUCAGAAGGGCAAAGGCAUGAUGACGUCUUCAGGAGGACAGUCCCCCAGCAGAAGUCCUGUCCCUCCGGCUGCUGGAGGAUACCUGAACUCUAUGCAUUCCCUAGUAAACAGUGUUCCAUAUGAACCCCAGUCACCGCCAUCCUUCAGCAAGCCUCAUCAGAACGCCUAUGGCAUCCCUACGUCAUAUCCGACUCCUCUCAAUAACUGCCCGCCACCACAAAAGAGAUAUACCGGAACUGCAGCAGUAACUCCUGAAUAUGAUUCUCAUCCUCUUCAAGGGAAUGGCUAUGGCAAUCCACAUAUACAGGGAAGCCCCGUCUAUGUUGGGGGCAAUUAUGUGGACACCAUGGCAAAUUCUGGGCCUUCCAUCUUUGGUCUGACUCACCUCCCUCAUCCUUCCUCUGCCAACAUGGACUACAGUGGGCCAAUGGGCAACAAUCAUCACCAUGGACCUUGUGACCCACACCCAACAUCAGACCUUACUUCUCACCAUCCUUCUCAGGGAAGAAUUCAGGAAGCGCCCAAACUGACCCAUCUGUAAUAUACCAUCAGUUACUUAGUGGAUCAUAAAACUCCUCCAGCCUUUUU
This is a messenger RNA of Lacerta agilis (Sand lizard), 1503 nucleotides long. It is a transcript of the gene HOXA3, whose product is annotated as homeobox A3. Gene Ontology annotation, cellular component: nucleus. Gene Ontology annotation, molecular function: DNA-binding transcription factor activity, RNA polymerase II-specific; RNA polymerase II cis-regulatory region sequence-specific DNA binding. Gene Ontology annotation, biological process: regulation of transcription by RNA polymerase II. NCBI's taxonomy places the organism in Eukaryota, Metazoa, Chordata, Lepidosauria, Squamata, Lacertidae. The record is from RefSeq and is a predicted model, not a curated record.